Impatiens glandulifera is the source of this 1455-nucleotide messenger RNA. RefSeq names its product E3 ubiquitin-protein ligase BRE1A-like. The record is from RefSeq and is a predicted model, not a curated record. Lineage: Eukaryota; Viridiplantae; Streptophyta; Magnoliopsida; Ericales; Balsaminaceae. The transcript has a single exon. The coding region runs from base 1 to 1455 and encodes 484 amino acids.
AUGACCGAAGCCGAGGUUCCCAUUUCAGCAGAAGAAGAGGAGGAAAUGUUCCAAAAGUUCAUCAAGGAUAUGAACAAUGAAGUUGAUGAGCUGGCUACACCGUACCACUUAUGGGUCAAAUUACGUUGUGAAACGAAACUAUCAGACAUGAUCCCCGAUCUUAGCGGUAACAAGUAUUGGGAGAAACUUUUGGCUUUAGAAGAAGAGGCUCUCAAGUUAACGGGUACCGAUGUUAUACAAGCCGCAUACUCCAAAACUAUGGCGAUACAAGAAUACGCCAGGUUGCAUGCAGUAGAAGAUUCCAUGAAGCAGGCAGAAGGGAUAGAACUAACUCAAAUGGAGUUAAAAAUGCUUGAGCAGUUUCAUACGAUACAGAAUAAUCUCACACAAAAUGUUGACUGGAUCGAGGCAGAAUGGAGAGACAUGUGCAAACAUGUUUUAAUGCAUGCCGAUCUUUUUCGAAGUAAACCCUUCUUUCAUACCGGAGAGUCUUCUAAGACAGCAGAAAACCGGAGCAGUGCUCUUCCACAGACUGAUCAGGCUCCGGGACUUGAACAAAUGAAGGGAGUAGUUGUUGACACAAUUAUUUCUUGUCUCCACAAGUAUAGCAUUGCUACAGAUAAGAAAAUUGCAAUCGUUCAAACGAAUCUGACCGAAACCGUUCGUGCAUCUAUUCACUCUGAGAUUGUCGAAACGGUUCAAACAACAAUCAAGUCAAUGAUCGACGAAUCUGUUCAAACCGCAACCGCUCCACUACUUGAAAUGAUGCAGGCUAUGUCGGCUCAGAUUGAGGAGUUGUGUAAAAUGCAAGCUGAUAAGACUCAAGAGCAGAUUCGUGCUGAUGUCGAAACAGCCAGAAGACUUCAAGACGAAGAUGAGGCUAGGGAACGGUUAAGAAAAGAAAUCGAAGACAAAGAUCAUGAGUUGGCCAAGCAAUGCAAUGAGGAAGAAAAGGCCGCACAAACGGAAUCCACACCGGCACAAGCCUCUCACUCUAUGAAAAUGAGGAACAAGAUCAAACGUAAGGCAGUUGCGACCUUGAUGAAGCGGGUGGAACGAAGCGGUUUAGAAGAGCUUCAACCGGUUGGACAAUUCGAGGAACCUCUAGAUGAAGAAGAAGAAGAGGAUACUACACGACUCAACCGGCGAAAGAAGAAAGCAAUUGAAACAUCAAUCGUAUUUCCACGUUCUGGUCCGAUAGUCGCACAACCAUCUCGCCCAUCUAGACCAGUAAGCGGCGGCUUCGGGUUUAACCAGCGAACUCCCGACAUAUCAAGUGUAUUUGUCGGAUGGCGCAUUGACGCUGAAAGAAGGGAACGGGAAUGGAAGGAAAGAGAGGAAGAGGAAAGGAGGAAGAAAGAGAAAGAAAACGAAAAGGGGGAUCAUCCAAUCCUUAGCUUAUUUCUCUUUUAUGAACAAUUUACUUUUGUUAUUGGGAUUUUGUUUCAGAACUAA